GCUAGACUGCACAUUCCAGCAGGCAUUGCUCAGCACUCCAAAGAGGGAGGCUCACCAGGUGUGCUCAGCACCACCUGAACCCUGAGCACGCCAGAGUGUUUCAAAGCCACAGCAGGAAUAAGUGCUCCUUCAACAGUACUGAUGUCUUGAACAAAAACCAAGUUUGGAUCUAGGGAAAAGCUCUUGGUUUCCAGAAUGGAGGAAAGCUCUUCCAGUAGUGGAACAGAUUCCCUAAGCAGUGGAGAGAUUCCACGAAGCCGGUCAGAGGGGACUUUGAUUGAUGUGGAUGACCGGACACCUUCAGACAGCUACAAUACCAGUGAAAGUAAACUGGAUUUGGAUAUUGACUGGCCUGGUGUAUUCAAACAUGCCCAAGCUGUUUCCAAGACUAAUCCUUUCUGGAAUGAACUGUCGGGAUCCAACCCUUUUGUACAUGACAUAGCUGCUUCCAAUAGAAAUGAAAAUAAUAAACGUCUUUCUAUCUUAAAGGAAAAACCUUACUUGUUCUCUAAAAUUUCUAGCAAUAGGGACUCUUUGGAUUCCUCAGGUGAUGAGCUGAAUAUUGAUUGUCUCCUAAGAAAGACUUCAGUAAGAAGAUCUGGAAGAUCCAAGAGUGUCUCCGACUUCCUGGAUAUAGUUGAUAACCAAAGAUUUAAUCCUCACAAGACAGCGCCUCAAAAAACUAUAGCUUCUGAUAUGACAUGGUUUCAAAAUGACCGCGAGGCCUACAGGAUGGCUUGGCUGAGUCACCGACAGCUCACCCGGUCCUGCCUGGAUUUAGAAGCCAUGAGCCACAGCCCUGGAUGGGCACAAACACAAGCUACAGACAUCCACGUAGUGUGUAAACUGAACCACAAAGGGGGUUCAGUACAGCUACCUGACUCAGAUAUCAACAUUCAUGUCCCUGUGGGUCAUGUAUCACCAGGAGAAUUCCAAGAAGUUGGUUUAAAGGCUAUCCUUAACCCUCCAUUGUCGUGCAACAAUGAGCUGUCCAGCACAGUAAGUCCCCUGAUAGAACUUACACUGAGCAACCUCAACACGAGCGAAGCCAUUUUCCUAGAAGUGAAAGUUGCGGCUAAAGUGAAGAGCGAUCCACUCAGCCAAGUUAUGAGUGAUAUUGUGUGUUUUUUUAGUCUCAACAAAGAAGGACCUUUUAAGAAGCUAGAGAAUUGCUAUAUUUAUCAAGAUACCAUACAAGUGAAGCUAACAGACCUAAGUCAUGUGAUGUAUGCAGUAAUUGCUGUACAAGCAAGCAAAAUCCAGCCUCCAGCAACUAAUGUGUGGGACUAUGUCCAUAGAACAGUCUCAGUUGGAAUUUAUGGUCCCAAAUAUAUUCAUCCAUCUUUUACAGCAGUUUUUACAGUCUUUGGUCAUAACUACAUUCCAGGAAAACUCACGAUUUGUGAUAUAAAAAAAGGCGGGAAAAGUAUGCCUCCUGUGGUGUUUCAGCUGUGGGGAAAGCAUACGUUCCUGCUUGAAAAACUGCAGGAUCUAAACAUUUCUUUGAUAUCCUGUGAUCCAGACUUUCAAGUAAAAAUGGAAGAUCAAAGCAAAAACAUUAAAAAGGAGGAGUUGAAAACUGGUGAAAUGGUGCGCCAACAAUUCCUGUUUUCCAUGCUUGGAUGCAGGGAGAUGCAUUUCUUUGUUUUCCUUGUUCAGAUUAAAAUCUUGAAAAGCAGCCAAGUAACACAGUUCCACGUUACGACUCCUGAUCCUGCUCCAAAAUUAAGUGGAAUUAUUAAUAGGCCAAAACGCCUACAAAACCGCAAAGAAAUCAAGUCUGCACCAUGGCUUUUGAUACCAACAAUAAAAUAUCCAAAGUUUCAAGACAAAACUUUGAGUGUCAAUACUUAUGGAGUGGCUUUGAAAACUGUGUUACGCCAAAAUAAGAUCGACUAUUUGCUGGAAUAUUUUAAAGGAGACACAAUAGCACUGCUUGGUGAAGAUAAAGUUAAAGCCAUUGGACAAACUAAAAUGAAAGAGUGGUAUGUGGGAGUUCUCAGAAAAAAGAUUGGUCUUGUACAUUGCAAAAAUGUAAAAGUGAUUUCCAAAGAACAAGCUAUGGACACUGCUGACAGUGAGCUAACAACCAGGAAUCUUGUUGAACAAAUUGCACUGCCUUUCAAAAAAUUGACUUAUAUCUACUCGGUAGUUCUGUCUACAGUAUCAGAGAGUGUUUAUGACUGGAGAGCUUUAGCUGAGGUGUUGGGAUACUCACACAUGUCUUUGGAUGACUUUAAUGAGGCACAUAUUGAUAAAGAAUCAGAAAGAGUUGCGCAUGUGGUGAAGAAGAUGAAGCAAGACUGCCAUGCUAACAAAAAAAAAAGACUAUUUCUUUAUGAACUCAUUGUUGCACUUUUGAAAAUAGAUUGCCAGGGAUUGGUGGCACGUCUUACCCAGGACACCAUCAUCUUGACUUCAGCUGUCAAGCUUGGCAAAGGCUGGCGGGAGCUUGCGGAGAAGCUGGCCCGGCUCACAAAGCAGCAAAUAGAGGCUUAUGAAGUGCCCCACCAGGGGAAAAAUGGAGCAGUGGCUCUGGAGAUGAUGUGGAAACCUGCAUAUGACUUUCUCUACACUUGGGCUGCCCAUUAUGGAGAUGGUUACAGGGAUGUCUUACAAGACCUGCAAUCAGCCUUGGAUAAAAUGAAAAACCCAGUAACAAAACAGUGGCGAGAGUUAACUGGAGCUCUGAUUCUUGUGAACUGCAUGGAGGUGUUAAGGGCAAGUGCCUUCUCCAAAAUGGAGGAAGAGUAGAUGGCCAAAGUUUGAUUUUGGAAAAUCUGUUAGGAAACUAUACCCCUGUCUAGAGUUUAUUUGUGUACAUCUAUGUUUCAGUGAUACUUGUAGAGCAUGACAGAGUGAAGUUUGUUUUAACUGAGUUGAUGUUGGGCCUAGCCCUAUGGUUCACAACUACAGAUUUCCAGAGCAUGCUAGUGGCUUCUGAGUAAGACAAGAAUGGGGGAUUAAACUAAUGAAGUCAACAGAAAUGACUUGUAUUUUAUGGGGUACUUUCUAAAACGAUCUGUUUCUGAUUGCAUUGACUUCGAUGCAGAGCUCAGUUUUAAAAACAGAACUGCUCAUGGAUGAGUUCAGCAUGUGGGGCCUAGGUUUACAUUGUUUUCAGUGAAGUAUUAAAAUCUAAAUAUUUAAUGCAUUUAAUAUUUGGUGCUCGAACCCCUCAACUCUAAGUCAGUGGGUGCAGGUUAGCCUACAAAAAAAACUUCAAGAUUCUUUCAUCCUCAACUGGGACAAAGCUAAUCUUAUUGUCUCACAACACAGGAAUUAAAAGAUUCCUGGAAAAAUAGGUGUGUGCUGCAAAUACUCAAAAAAUAGGUGUACAGUGCACCUUUCCAAAACAACUUCUGGUAUCUAUUUUAAAGACUGGAAGAGAGAAGAUAAA
Molecule: messenger RNA, 3400 nt
Organism: Cyanistes caeruleus (blue tit)
Lineage: Eukaryota; Metazoa; Chordata; Aves; Passeriformes; Paridae
Gene: MACC1
Product: MET transcriptional regulator MACC1
Cellular component (GO): cytoplasm
Molecular function (GO): protein binding
Source: RefSeq, a predicted model, not a curated record